Molecule: messenger RNA, 963 nt
Organism: Rotaria socialis
Lineage: Eukaryota; Metazoa; Rotifera; Eurotatoria; Philodinida; Philodinidae
Source: the annotation of a GenBank genome assembly
AUGUUCCAUCGUCGACAAUACUUUUCUAUUCCCUGGUGGUCAAAAUCAAAGUAUCGAAGUCGAUAUAUGAUUAUUUUUUCUUUCAUCUUGUUUACGCUUAAUAUUGUCAAUAUUGAUUGUGCACGAACAAAACAGUGUCCUGUUUUGGAAUUACCUAAACAUGGAUUUUUCUUUUCGGGCUACUGUAAACAAGUGCCAGGAUCAUUGUGUGGUCUUGGAUGUUUAACUGGAUAUCGUCUUGUAAAUGGUGAUAGUUUUCGUGAAUGCCGUCAAGAUGAAACCUGGAGUGGGCGAGAACCACAAUGUGAGGAAAUUCGUUGUCCCACAUUGAAAAUUCAUCCUCGAGUUAUACAAGAGUGUUUGCCUCAACAAAAUAAUACAAAAUACAAGUUCGGCACUAAAUGUCGAGCAAAAUGUAACGAAACAGGCUAUCGAUUGGUUGGUCCACGCAUUCGAGAAUGUGCAGUCAUGGGUCGAUGGACAGGUUAUGAACAGUUUUGUAUUAUCGGUGCUGAAACAACAUCACUUGUUAUGUCAAGUACAACAUCAACGCCUGAUUUGGCAACUACGCCAAAAUAUUUAGAUUAUUCAAACUAUGCUUUACAUAUUAAUAAUAGCCAUACUGGAGUUACUUUAACAUCUUUUAAUUCAACUGAAUUUACAAUUAUCGUUUGGUUUUAUUUGGAAAACAAUACGAAAGCUAAUAUAAUUUCAUUGAAACAAAAUAAUGAUAGUGCUCUAUUUGAAUUAAAUAUUCAACAAGGCAGACUAGCUGUUUAUCAUUCACGACGAAAUCAAACAAAUUCUACAACAACAACCUACGUGAAUAUUCCCAUUGAUAAAUGGAUACAUUUUACUUGGACAUAUUCAAAUAGAAAUCAACAAUCAAACUUAUAUAUUGAUGGUGCACGUCAACAAUCGAUCGAUUUCGGAGUAAUGAGCCUCGAUUUCGAAAGCAAGUAA